This is a messenger RNA of Pomacea canaliculata, 2447 nucleotides long. Its product is annotated as nucleoporin-like protein 2. The transcript has 8 exons. Gene Ontology annotation, molecular function: metal ion binding. The record is from RefSeq and is a predicted model, not a curated record. The coding region runs from base 432 to 1754 and encodes 440 amino acids. NCBI's taxonomy places the organism in Eukaryota, Metazoa, Mollusca, Gastropoda, Architaenioglossa, Ampullariidae.
GGGGGAACGAAUGUUCAAUUGGGUCGAUAUAUCAAAAAGCCGUAAAGCCGAUAGAAGUCAAGAAAAGUUAGGUUUGAUGAACUAUUGAGGUGACUACAAAGAUAAACCGCUUCUGUAAAGUGACGAAGCUGUGAUGGCAUAUGGACCCAAAGCUUAUUUAGCCGCGAGAAAGGCUACGACCCCGAUUUGCAUGUCACGUGAUACAAAGUUCUACUUUUAACUUUCUUUGAUAUUUUAUACGUUUACAAGCAAUUAGUAAUUUAACUUUUUUAACAUACGCCUGGCCAUGAUCCUCUAUUUUCCCCUAAACUCAGACUCUGUAUCAUCAAAUACAUUGGCUAUUUGCAAAAAGAGAUACGCAUGUGAUUGAUUCAGCCAAUGGGAGUCGAUUGGGGUCGAUGUAGCUGUGUUUGUUAUUUUGCCGUGUAGUGAUGCCUGUGUGCGAGUUCUUUCUCAAGGGACGUUGUCUUUAUGGAGAAAAAUGUUUUAACGAACAUCCGCGAGGACACGGCGGUGGAGGAGACAGAGGAAGUGGAAGUAGACAUGUCGCUUUCCGUGAUAGCUUUGGUAGCGGUUAUCAACAGGGUAAUAACCCAUACAAGUGGGCAUCCAGCAGUCCACAGGCAGGCAGUUCUCAGACCACAGCCUCUGCAGAUGAUAUUGUGAAAAACAUUCCGAAGGAAAUAGAAAUAUGGCAGACAUCAAAGACAUGGCCAUUUUCUUGUAUCGGUUUUGAAGCCAACUUGCCAUCAUUUCCAGACAUCCCUGACCUUAGUCCAGAAGAACUGAGACUGGAAGCAUAUAUGGCCAUUCAACAGAACACUCUCGAUCAAUAUAAACUGAAAGUAUCACAACUUGCAGAGCAAUAUCGACAGUGGCAGGAACAGCUUAAAGUGAACUCUACAGACCCAUCACUUCGACACAGACUGGUGGAGCUCAUAGAAGAGAGCAGACGAAAAAAAAAUAGCGGGUCUUUGAUCAGACCAUCUCUGUUCGGGGGUCAGACAGCCAGUACAGCCAGUAGUGGGUUUGGAACUGGUGCUUCCCACUCAUCCGUCUUUGGUGGUUCUUCUGCCUCAUUUGCUCAGAAUGUCAGUUUCUCAGGUUUUGGGCAGGGGUCCUCACCUUCUGCCUCUUCUACUUCAGUCUUUGGAGGUAACCAAAAUAGUGGAGGAGGAACAUUUGGACAGGCUGGGGCAAAUACAGGUGGCAGUUUUUUUGGAACCAGUACUAGUGCAGUUUUGAACCAGAGUGGUGGAAACUCAGGCUCUUCUACUUCCUUUGGCUUUUUUGGACAAACAUCAUCAGGAGGAGGACUUUUUGGGCAGUCACCAGCAUCCAGCUCAUCACCAGCACAUGGUUUUGGAGCUCAAGCAACAACCAGUCCAAGAACUGGUGGACUUUUUAGUGCACUUCCCAACCAGUCACCUUCAGCACAAGGAAGUGUGUUUGGUGGAGCUUCUCAGACAAAGGGAGCCAUGUUUGGACAGUCAGGUGGUUUCACUAAUGUGUUUCAGAAUAGCUCUAGUGGUAGCAGCUUGGCAGCUUUUCCUGGCUCUGGCAUGCCCACUUCAAAUCAGGGUAUGUUGUCUCCUGGCAAUGUUUCAUUUGGAGCCACACACCCAGGCCAUGACUCACUGUACACAGCAGUGGAUAAGUUAACUGAGGAAGAAAAAGAGCAGUUUGAAGCAAAAACAUUCUCAUUUGGAAAAAUUCCUUUGCGACCUCCUCCAAAAGAAAUGAUCAAUAUUUAAGUUUUUACAGAAAGGUGUAUUUGAUCCUGUGUCCCCUUAAGGUUUUAUAUAGUUCUGCUUUCCUUGAUGUGUGUCUGUAAAGUUACUCCAGUGGAGAAAGUGAAUGUGAUUUUUUUUUUUUUUCAGUGUGUCCCUGAACAUUGAUGGAAGACCAUUUGUAUCUGAUCUCCUUAAUUAUGCAAACAUUUCUUUUUUAUGACAUCUAUUGAAAGUGAUGAUAAUGUUCAAGCUAGUGAGACGAUGUGACAGAGCUACAUGCCUCAAGCAUGUGUUAAAUUUUAUUAACAUUUCCAUAAGCAUCCGUUACAAUGCAGAUUUUAGUUUAUUUACAGAAACACACCUUACAUUUGUUUGUUAAAUGGGACAGACAAACACACAUUGAUUGUUUUGGGGAUUUUUUUUUUCAUUUCUAAUAUAGAUUAUGGUUUUCCAUAUCCUUGUUGGGAUAAAAUCAAAGAAAAUUAGGUCUUGCUUUCCUGAUUGACUGCUAAAAUUAGCCACAAAAGCAAAUUCAAUCAUUCACUUUCGUUCCCAUAUGCAUGUAUAAAAAUGACUUGUUGGCUGCAAUUCUGUUUUAGUCAGCAUGUUCCAGAUGUCGUUCAAAUUCUUGGGAGGAAGAUGCUAGCACUCUUUGACAAUGAAUUUAUAUGCAACUGAUUUGUCUUCAAAAAAUAAUAAAUCCUUAAAGCAAUC